AAUCAAAUCAAAAAAAAUGAAACAAAAUAAAUCAUCAUCACUUAUAAAUAUAUUAUUAAUAUUAAAUAUCUCAAUCUUACAAAUUGAAGCUGCAAUUCAUGAAUAUAAAAAUGAACAUUUCAGUCCACAAUUAAAUGCAUUUUUAUUUCAUGGCGGUAGUGAAGGUUUAUUUGCUUCUAAAUAUCAUUUAGAAGAUAAUAAUAAUAAUAAUAAUUUUACUAAUUCUGUUUCUGAAAGUAAACCACUUGAAGGCAAAUCCUUUAUCAGGUUUGAAAGUGUAACCUUCAAGAGGACUGAGGAAACAGCAAAGAGUCAAAAUGCAAUGCAGAGUAAAACUGGAUUAGUCGAAACUAUUGUAUUUGAGGUGAAAGAUACUGAAAGAAUUGGGGGCAAAUUUCUAAAAAGUAAUUCUAAUGUCCUGUGUUGCGAUCCGAAGCUGGCUGCAGAUGGUUCUUGCACAGUAGGAGAGGUCAUUAUCAAAAAAGAUGAAAACAACCCUGAGUGGCCGAAGCGCAUCCACACCUUCUUUGCAGGGAAAGAGCAAGAAGCAAAAAUGCCUGCUCAAUCCGUUGAGAUAAAUAAGACAGGAAUGUAUUAUCUCUAUUUUAUGUAUUGUGAUCCAGAACUCAAGGGUACAACUGUUACCGGCAGAACCGUGUGGCGGAAUCCAGAUGGUUAUUUGCCCGGAAAGAUGGUCCCACUCAUGACUAUAUAUGGAGUCAUGUCUUUGGCUUAUCUUGUCCUCGGGCUGGGUUGGUUUUUAAGGUUUGUUCAGUUCUGGAAGGACAUUAUGCAGUUACAUUAUCAUAUCUCAGCUGUAAUUGCACUCGGGAUGUGUGAAAUGGCAUUUUGGUAUUUCGACUAUUCGAAUCUUAGUGUAACUGGAAGUAGGCCCAUGGGUAUUACAGUGUGGGCGGUAACCAUUAGUGCCUUCAAGAAGACUCUUUCUCGGUUACUGCUUUUGGUAGUUUCAAUGGGAUAUGGUGUGGUAAGGCCUACACUUGGUGGUGUGACCUUAAAAGUGUUGAUUCUUGGUGCCGUAUACUUUGUUGCUUCAGAGGCACUUGAGCUUGUUGAGAACUUGGGAAACAUCAACGAUUUUUCUGGAAAGACCAAACUGUAUUUGGUAUUGCCUGUUGCUUUCUUGGAUGCGUGGUUUAUUUUAUGGAUUUUCUCAUCUUUGUCCAAGACACUAGAGAAGCUUCAGAUGAGGAGAAGCAUCGCUAAACUGGAGGUUUAUAGAAAAUUCACAAAUUCCCUUGCACUUUUUGUGCUACUCUCUAUCGCUUGGAUUGGCUAUGAGCUGUACUUUAAUGCAACUGAUCCAAUAAGUGAGCUAUGGCGUAUCUACUGGGUUAUUCCUGCUUUCUGGUCGCUGCUUGCCUUUUCUCUGUUGGUUGUGAUAUGCAUCCUUUGGGCACCUUCUCGCAAUCCCACUAGAUACACGUAUGCGGGGGACACAGGAGAUGACUAUGAUGAGGAGGCAAUAUCUCUUACAACUGGAGUGAAAGUGGAUGGUGGUGAAGUUGGAACGGUGAUGGAAAGGAAGGAAAAGAAAGGUCUUGGAUCAACAGAUCAUCUUAUUGGGCUGACAGAAGAUCUAGCAGAAGACAAACGAGAAUGAGCUUUGGUUUGCUUGGUUGAUUCUUGUAAAUUUCUUGUUGUGUAUGUAUAAAAACGUGCCUAACAUACGGUUGCCCCCACAAGGCUUUUAUGCCUUUCCUGUUUCGAGUAUGCAACAGAGUUGGAACUUUCUUAACGAUGAUAGAAAGUGUACUUGUAGUUAACUGCCUUUAUGAAGGUUUUACUACACAGAAAUGAGAAAAUCAGUCACUUUGCAGUGUUA
This is a messenger RNA of Erigeron canadensis, 1846 nucleotides long. Its product is annotated as transmembrane protein 87B-like. Gene Ontology annotation, biological process: transport. The record is from RefSeq and is a predicted model, not a curated record. Gene Ontology annotation, cellular component: membrane; Golgi apparatus. Lineage: Eukaryota; Viridiplantae; Streptophyta; Magnoliopsida; Asterales; Asteraceae. The coding region runs from base 17 to 1624 and encodes 535 amino acids. The transcript has 5 exons.